AUGGUUCACUUUCUUCAUAUCUCAGUAACGCUGCUUUGCGUCGUCAUCACCGGGACGUGGGCAGCAAACUGCAUCAACGACGCCAGCUGUAACGGGCAUGGCACCUGCCCCACGGCCUGCACAACUGUCUGCACCUGCACUGGCGGCUAUGGCGCUGACGACUGCUCUGUUCCCCCGGUGUGCACGGCCGGCGGCAGCGAGUGCGGCGGUAAGGGCACCUGCACCACUUCCAGUUCCCCCUACUUCUGUUCCUGUACGGAAGGCUACGGAGGGACCUUGUGUACACCCCAGUCUGCACGGCUACAGGAAAUCAGUGCGGCACCAACGGCGACUGCACAACGACCGCCUCCCCCCUAUUUCUGCACCUGCAAGAACGGAUACUCUGGAACACUUUGCACCACCGCCCCCAUCUGCACUGCUACCGGAACUCAGUGCGGCACCAACGGCGACUGCACAACGACAGCUUUUCCCUUCGUCUGCACCUGCAAGAACGGAUACUCUGGGCCACUGUGCACCGUCGCCCCCAUCUGCACGGCUGCAGGAAAUCAGUGCGGCACCAACGGCGACUGCAUAACGGCAACCUCGCCCUACGUCUGCACCUGCAAGAACGGAUACUCUGGGCCACUGUGCACCGUCGCCCCCAUCUGCACGGCUGCAGGAAAUCAGUGCGGCACCAACGGCGACUGCAUAACGGCAACCUCGCCCUACGUCUGCACCUGCAAGAACGGAUACUCUGGGCCACUGUGCACCACUGCCCCAGUCUGCACGGCUACAGGAAAUGAGUGCGGCGCCAACGGCGACUGCACGACGGCAGCUUCCCCAUACGUCUGCACCUGCAAGAACGGAUACACUGGCAAUUUGUGUACCGUAGCACCCAUCUGCACCGCUGCAGGAACUCAGUGUGGCAGCAAUGGCGGCUGUAACACCUGCGGCACCAACUACUUCUGUCAGUGCAACGGCGGAUACGGCGACAGUACCUGCUCCACGGCCCCCUCCUGCACUCAUACUGGGAAUGAAUGUUUGAACCAAGGUACCUGCAACACCACUGCCUCUCCCUACGUGUGCAGCUGCCCAGACCCCUACUCUGGCAACACCUGUGCUCUCUUCAACUCAGGUCAUCACGUGACCUACUUCCUGGCGUCCAUAGUCCUCUGCCUGCUUGGAAGUGUUCUGUUUUUGUAACUGUUGAGUUGCUAUCUAGCCGGUGUUCUUCUCAUCCACAGGGACACCAUAUAUAUUGCACAUGUGAUACCAAUAUCAACUUGAGAAGACACUACUUCGUUAGACCGUUUUUUAUAAGUAAAUAUUAUAACUUGGUGUACUUACUUUAGGUGUAAUAAUUGUGUGGUUCUGUUACAAAUGCUUAUAUCUGCAUACUAUCGCAAAGUGUGAUCUAAUAUCCCGUUAAGGGGAUGCUAGCAGCUAGUUGACACGACUUGAAGCCAUAUGCCACCUACAUGUUUCUUGUAACCAGUCAUAGGCAACCAUUUGACAAAUUGUUUUGGGAAAACUGGAUCAUGAUUGUGUGUUUCUCGGAGAAUAAUUAAACAUGGCCAAUGUCUGUAACCAAUGAGAAAAGUUGUUCUGUACCCCGAUGACGUGUCGAGUUACUGACAUCUGUCGGUUGUUCCAUUGAAGUAAAGGGUAUCGUUCAACAA
Haliotis rubra (blacklip abalone) is the source of this 1658-nucleotide messenger RNA. RefSeq names its product fibropellin-1-like. Gene Ontology annotation, cellular component: plasma membrane; protein-containing complex. The record is from RefSeq and is a predicted model, not a curated record. The coding region runs from base 1 to 1182 and encodes 393 amino acids. The transcript has 11 exons. Lineage: Eukaryota; Metazoa; Mollusca; Gastropoda; Lepetellida; Haliotidae. Gene Ontology annotation, biological process: establishment or maintenance of epithelial cell apical/basal polarity; heterophilic cell-cell adhesion.